AUGUUUGCCAAGUCUCUCCUUGCCUGGACGGCGGCGCUGGCUUCGCUAGGAGGAGCGUACGCGGAACUCGAUCUCUCAUCUCCGAACAACAUUGCUGUGUAUUGGGGCCAGAACUCAUAUGCAGGAUCAGGGAGUCUGGCUCAGCAAGAUUUGGCAUAUUAUUGUGAUGAUCCGAACAUUGAUGUUCUGAUCCUUGCAUUCGUGAUGCGUGUGAAUGGACAGGGCGGCGUGCCCGAGUAUGACUUCGCCGAUACCAGCAAGGCGUGUCCGUUGUUCAGUGGGACGAAUCUCCGUAAUUGUCCGCAGAUUGGCGACGACAUCACCACGUGCCAGGAGAAGGGCAAAUCGGUGAUUCUCUCGAUUGGAGGCGCGACGUACAGCGAAGGCGGCUUCCAGUCCGACUCGGCGGCGCAGGCCGGCGCCGACUUGAUCUGGCAAACCUUUGGUCCGCCUCCCUCCAACUCCAACAACGUCCUUCGACCCUUUGGCAAUGCCUCGGUCGAUGGAUUUGACUUCGACUUCGAGGCUCCCGUCAGCAAGAUGGCCACCUUUGCCAACCGCCUGCGCACGCUUGCCGACGCCGACUCUUCCAAGCAAUACUUCCUGACCGCGGCGCCGCAAUGCCCCUACCCUGAUCUCGCCGACCAGGAGUUCCUCAACGGACCUGUCGCGAUCGAUGCAGUUUGGGUGCAAUUCUACAACAACCCGUGCGGUCUGACCUCGUUUCAGCCCGGGCAAGAUACCCAGUCAUCUUUCAAUUUCGCGCAGUGGGAUACCUGGGCCCAGACCGUGUCACAGAACAAGAACGUCAAGGUCUACAUUGGCGCCCCCGCCAACACCGGGGCUGCUGGCUCAGGAUACGUCUCGAUCUCGCAGUUGCAGCAGGUCAUUCAGUAUACCAAGAAGUUCGAGUCGUUCGGGGGGGUGAUGUUGUGGGAUGUUACUCAGGCAUAUGGCAAUCAGGGAUACUUGAGUGGGAUUCGCUCGGCGUUGGCGCAAAGUGCCUCGAGGAUUUAUCACAAGUUUCGAUUCCCUAUUUUCGAGUUGGAUUAG
Messenger RNA from Aspergillus saccharolyticus JOP 1030-1, 1053 nucleotides. Its product is annotated as glycoside hydrolase family 18 protein. Gene Ontology annotation, cellular component: extracellular region. Gene Ontology annotation, molecular function: chitinase activity. The transcript has 5 exons. The record is from RefSeq and is a predicted model, not a curated record. Lineage: Eukaryota; Fungi; Ascomycota; Eurotiomycetes; Eurotiales; Aspergillaceae. Gene Ontology annotation, biological process: carbohydrate metabolic process. The coding region runs from base 1 to 1053 and encodes 350 amino acids.